AUGUCGAUUCGUGUGCCUACAACGGAUGUGUCCGUUGUUGACCUGACUUGCUCUUUGGAGAAGGAGGCUACUUAUGAUCAGAUCAUGGAAGCGAUUAAGAAGGCUGCUGACGGACCCUUGAAGGGCAUCUUAGCUUACACUGAUCAUGAUGCUGUAUCUACCGAUUUCAUUCAUGACAAGGCAUCGUCCACUGUCGACAUCAAAGCUGGCAUUUCCCUCAAUCCCACUUUCGUGAAGCUUAUCUCUUGGUAUGACAAUGAGUGGGGUUAUUCCAACAGACUCUGCGAUCUCGCUGCCCACGUUGGCAAGACUUGCGGUUUCUAG
This is a messenger RNA of Gregarina niphandrodes, 324 nucleotides long. Its product is annotated as glyceraldehyde-3-phosphate dehydrogenase. The transcript has a single exon. Bases 1 to 324 code for a protein of 107 amino acids. The record is from RefSeq and is a predicted model, not a curated record. NCBI's taxonomy places the organism in Eukaryota, Apicomplexa, Conoidasida, Eugregarinorida, Gregarinidae. Gene Ontology annotation, molecular function: oxidoreductase activity, acting on the aldehyde or oxo group of donors, NAD or NADP as acceptor.